Molecule: messenger RNA, 1070 nt
Organism: Eutrema salsugineum
Lineage: Eukaryota; Viridiplantae; Streptophyta; Magnoliopsida; Brassicales; Brassicaceae
Product: annexin D7
Exons: 4
Coding region: 42-995 (317 amino acids)
Cellular component (GO): cytosol; cytoplasm
Molecular function (GO): calcium-dependent phospholipid binding; calcium ion binding
Source: RefSeq, a predicted model, not a curated record
AUUCAGACAGCAAUAAGCAAAAAUAUUCACUUGUCCAAAAAAUGGCGUCUCUCAAAGUUCCCGCAAAUGUUCCUCUUCCCGAAGAAGACGCUAAUCAGCUCAACGAAGCCUUUAAAGGAUGGGGAACCAACGAGGGAAUGAUCAUAUCAAUCUUGGCUCACAGAAAUGCAACGCAACGAAACUUCAUCCGCGCCGUUUAUUCGGCUAACUACGACAAGGAUCUUCUCAAAGAAUUGGACAAAGAGCUAUCCGGUGACUUCGAGCGAGCUGUGAUGCUGUGGACUUUUGAUCCAGCGGAGAGAGAUGCUUAUUUGGCGAAGGAAUCUACCAAAAUGUUCACCAAAAACAAUUGGAUUCUUGUCGAAAUCGCUUGUACUAGAUCUUCCCUUGAGUUUUUAAGUGCCAAGCAAGCAUACCAAGCCCGCUACAAGACCUCUCUUGAGGAAGAUGUCGCAUACCACACAUCUGGAGACCUCCGAAAGCUCUUGGUUCCUCUUGUAAGCACCUUUAGGUACACCGGAGAUGAGGUGAACAUGAUGCUAGCUAGUUCCGAAGCUAAGAUACUUCAUGAAAAGAUUGAGGAAAAGGCCUACGGUGAUGAAGAUCUCAUCAGAAUCUUGACAACAAGAAGCAAAGCUCAAAUCAGCGCAACACUCAAUCACUUCAACGACAAGUUCGGAACUUCCAUCACCAAAUACCUAAAGGAGGAUUCGGACAACGAAUACGUUCAACUACUCAAAGCCGUGAUCAAAUGCUUGACAUAUCCAGAGAAGUACUUUGAGAAAGUUCUACGUCAAGCCAUCAACAAAGUGGGAACAGACGAGUGGGCACUCACUAGAGUGGUCACUACACGAGCCGAGUUCGACAUGGAACGGAUCAAAGAGGAGUACUUACGCAGAAACAGUGUCCCACUUGACCGAGCCAUUGCAAAAGACACUCAUGGUGACUAUGAGGAUAUUCUUCUCGCUCUUCUCGGACAUGAUGAACAUGCUUGAAGUUGAAACAAUAUUAGCAAGAGUAAAAAUCAAAAACGCAUUUUGUGUUUAAUAAGACAGUUGUGAUUGGUCGUG